Molecule: messenger RNA, 444 nt
Organism: Aspergillus calidoustus
Lineage: Eukaryota; Fungi; Ascomycota; Eurotiomycetes; Eurotiales; Aspergillaceae
Source: the annotation of a GenBank genome assembly
AUGGAGGCUGCUUUCUUCUCUCGUUUCCCAGGCUUUCAGCCUAAUCCGUCUAUCUCUGCAACUGACGACUUUUCUCGUCUAGCACAUCAUAUGAAUUGGACUGCUGGUUCUAAGAGAUACAGAAAAGAGCUGGCCAAUUUCGCAAGUAUUGAGUUCGCACAUUAUUAUGAAGUUGGUGAUAAGCUCCAAAGUUACCGAGCUCUUGUUCAGGAGUUGGGGAUCGAGGGAUCAUUCGCUACCAUCAACCAGUGCCGAAAGGCUCUCGCUAAGGUGAAUGUCAAUUUAUUCGACCUGAUCGACUCUCGACGCACAGGAGCGACCGUUCAGAAAUUUCCUAACCAAGCCGCGCUGAAGAAGUACACCAGAGAAACGCAAAAGAUAUUUCCUAAGCAAGCGGCCAAAGCAGACGGCUUCCUCAAAGACCUACUGCGCAGAAUUAUGUGA